AUGACUUCCACCGAACAAGAACAACAACAACCCUCACCAACAUCAACAACAAUCAUGCCCGCCUCACCCUCGCGAACAGCAACCCUCAUCUCGAACCUCUCUUCCGUGGCCUCGCGUGUCAGCACCGCCGCCCUGAACGCCAACCGCCCCGCCACAAAGUCCAUCCGCCUCAUCGCCGUCUCAAAACUCAAGCCCGCAGCCGAUGUCCUCGCCCUCCAUAACCCCCCUACAAAUCACCUCCACUUCGGCGAAAACUACCUCCAGGAACUUCUCGAGAAAUCAAAGCUCCUCCCGCCCAGUAUCCGGUGGCACUUCAUUGGCGGGCUGCAGUCGAACAAGUGCGUCAUGCUCGCGCGUGACGUCCGCGGGCUCUGGGCCGUCGAGUCCGUCGAUAGCGAGAAGAAGGCCUCGCUGCUGGAUAGAGGGUGGGGGGAGCGGUCUGAGGAAGUCCGUGGCGUGGCCCAUGAGGAGCGGCUGCGUGUGUUUGUGCAGGUGAACACCUCCGGCGAGGAGAACAAGGCUGGGGUGGACCCUGUGGCCGGUGCGGUGCCGCUUGCGCGGUUCAUCCGGGAGAAGUGUCCGCGGUUGAGGCUGCAGGGGGUGAUGACUAUCGGGGCGAUUGCACGGUCCAAGGCUACGACGCCGGAGACGGAGAAUGAGGAUUUUGUGUGUCUGCGCGAGACGCGGGAUCGCAUCGUUAGGGAGCUGGGGCUGCAGGGUGCCGAUGCCGAGCUGGAGCUGAGUAUGGGCAUGAGUGAGGACUUUGAGGGCGCGAUCAAGCUGGGGAGUGAUGAGGUGCGUGUCGGGACGACGAUUUUCGGUGAGCGGCCGCCCAAGUCCGAGGCAAAGGUGGUGUAG
Molecule: messenger RNA, 858 nt
Organism: Aspergillus udagawae
Lineage: Eukaryota; Fungi; Ascomycota; Eurotiomycetes; Eurotiales; Aspergillaceae
Product: YggS family pyridoxal phosphate enzyme
Exons: 1
Coding region: 1-858 (285 amino acids)
Cellular component (GO): intracellular anatomical structure
Molecular function (GO): pyridoxal phosphate binding
Source: RefSeq, a predicted model, not a curated record